This is a messenger RNA of Rotaria sp. Silwood2, 312 nucleotides long. The record is from the annotation of a GenBank genome assembly. Lineage: Eukaryota; Metazoa; Rotifera; Eurotatoria; Philodinida; Philodinidae.
AUGGUAUUGGAUCGUUUCUCAUAUAUUCAAGAUCGUCAAACUGAUACAAAAACUUAUUGGCGUUGUGAAAAUCAUAAAAAUUUUAAUUGUCAUUUUCGUAUACAUACAUGUAAUGAAUCUGUUACUAAAACAAUUAUAUUAGAAGAAGAUUCGAAUAUCCAUACAAAGAUCGUUCAAACCAAUGCUGGCGAACCAGUUAAUAAAAAAAAGAAGUAUCAAUAUCUUGAUCAACGAUUAUUUAAUCUUGUUUCUAAUCCUCAUCAAAACAAUAUUGAUCAAAUUAAUGCUAUAGCACAUAAUAUUGUUCUAUAA